This is a messenger RNA of Paracoccidioides brasiliensis Pb18, 2055 nucleotides long. RefSeq lists its product as uncharacterized. The transcript is spliced from 5 exons. The record is from RefSeq and is a predicted model, not a curated record. Bases 1 to 2055 code for a protein of 684 amino acids.
AUGACUACUCCACCUCCCUCAACUCCCAACCCGUCAGAGGGCGAGUACAAGAACCAUCGCUGUAUCAUCUGCGACGAUCUUGUCCCAGAGUUCCCGUGUUUCGAAGGACCUAACAACCCGUCAUUCGGUCCCAUGGUGAAACACCGACAUUGUACCCGCGGGGAAUUGCCGCUGGCGUUUCCCCAACACAUUAGCAUGCUCAAUGAGAUUGGCUUCACCGACGAUGUGGUUGAGUUUGGCGGAUUGAAAUUCCCCUCCUAUUUCCAUGGAGAUUGCUUCAAAGCCCUAGCGGCAGACAAGACGACUGAUGCAUCUAUCAAUAAAAAGGUCGCGUACCUUUGCGAAGCGCUUGUUCCGUUGUUUAAGUUGCCCCGCGGAAAUCCAACAGUCAUGGACGACUUCAUUUUGCAAAACGCGCUUACCAAGUUGGCUAAGAAACACGGCUGGGAUCGCCUCACCGCUGGAGAAGAGAUGGCAAAAAAGUUCGACGAGAACGAAAGUUUUGCUGAGAUGAUGUAUAAAAUGUGGCUGAAAGUUCCAGUUGAAAUCAAGCUGGACGUCUGGAAGCACCUUGAUAUCUGCCUGGCGAAGUCCCUGCUUUCUGUCACGGCGGAGACAGCAGACCUUCUGGGACGUGUAAAGUUCCCUGUAGGCGAGUGUACAGGUCGCAUCAACUUGCGAGGGCAGAUAAGGGCGUAUCUGAUCACCAUCCGCGGGUUUCAGUACAUCUGUGGCAUCCACGAUGGGAAGAGGUUGCUCGGCCACGAGAGUGACAAGGUGGAAAUGAUUGACAUUCCAACGGGGGUCAUCGCUGUCAAGUAUGUUAUCGGGCCAUAUGGGUUGUCAAGUUUGGGAAUUUUUGGUGAUAACAGAAUGGCUUGGAUUGGCGAUUACAAUACAUCGCAGAACAACAAGGGCAAGUGGGCAGGUUUGUUCCGGACAAAAACUGUUAUGAAGGAGUUGUCUUUCGAGUGGGAUGCUCUGAAAAUAAUUAGCGUCAGCAAUCCAGCGGAUAAGAUCCACAAACCGGAGUGCCAAUUGAUUUGGGACGAGGCUGUCCCAUUAGUGGCAAUGACGCCUUUCCCCAACCUCACGAUGUAUAAGAGACAGGAGUGCAGAGAUUACUGGUCAUCGUUCCCUCGAAAUAAACGACUGUCACUGGCUAAAGCUCUUCCGCUGUACGAGAGAGAAUUCAGCCUCUAUGGCGUGACCGCAUUUUGUCACAGAUCCGGGGCACUUAUCGGAUUACGGUCUGAUUUCAGAUCUUCCAAAAACAGCGAGAUCCUCCGAAAUUACCAAAUUGGAGAUCAAGAUGGAAUCCCAAUUCACUUUCGCCUACGGUCAAGUGAAGCGGUGGUCUGGGUAUGGGGAUACGAGGCAGGUCAUUCGCAUGUGCAAAUGCCCGGGAUGGUUAUUGGAACAAACCGCGGAAGAGCUGGAGUUUUCGGUCCUGUUCUGCCCGCUGGACAAGAAGGCUGGACCAUGGUCACGCACUUAAACCGUGGGAUUGUUCUUGCACUGUUCGUCACUCAAACCAAACUUAUCAAAGGUACCCAGAUCACAGAGUUCGGGACUCUGUGUUCAGAAAUUCCUGCACCUGCGGAGAUGCACAUUCCUAAUAUCGUCAACAACAAUCUGGCGGCGCCGCCUAGAAAUAUGAGGCGACAGCCGAUUUUCGUAACCCAUGCAUGCCUUAGGAACAUCAGCAAGAUUGUAGCCUGCUAUCGUGAGGAUCGCUGCUCCGGACUCCUGUUGGAACAUACUGACUCCGAUGUGUGUGAUGUGGUUGGGCGUUGGUACGAGAACGACAAAGACAAGCAUGUAACCCUCUUCUCUCUCCAGGGAUCCGCAGUCCCGCCAGCGAAACUUCGGUUCCAUCUGAGCUCGGGCGUGGGUGUACGCACCGUAGAUAGUAUUGAAGUACGCAUUGGGGAACAAGGUAAUUCGGACGGUUCUGGGGACAAUGACAUUGUUGAUAUUGAAGAUGAGUGGCAUUUUGCGUGGUGGUUUAUGGAUGAUGAGGACAUAGUCCGUCGCGUUCAUCUUCCUCAUUGA